AUGGCCAUCAUCAUCCUCAUCUUCCUCGCCUUCGGUGAGGAGGCCUACGUGGGCGCGGACAGUGUGGGCGGUUUCAUCACGUUGAUGCUGAUCUAUGGCAUUUGCAACAUCCCCCUGAUGUACCUCUUCACGUUCGUGUUUCGUGUACCCAGCCUGGCCUUUUACACCUUUGCCCGAGGCUUCUACGACAUGUCUCUGCGGUAUGCCAUUAGGAAUCUGCAGUUGGACAAAUUCUUUAACACGGACCUCUUCGGUUGGGACAUGCUGGGCGGCAAGAUCACUCUGCUGUUGGUGGAGGCAGUCAUCUUCUUCGGUGGGGUGCUUCUUGUGGAGUACAAGUCUGCAACCUGUCGGUGUGGUUGCAGAAGGAAAAAAGGUGCGGGAGGUGCUAUCGUUGACUCCGGCGACGAGGUGAGGAUGGAUCCGGAUGUGAUGGAGGAACGUCUGCGAGUCUAUAGGGUGAGUGUUUUUUCCUACAGUAGAGUAUUUUGUUCUUACCUGAGAGCUGACGGGGACCGAUCUGAUUGUUAUGACCCGAGAAGCAGGCAGAAAAGAAGGCCAAGAGCCGAUUCUGGUGGCAAGGGUUUUAUUCAAGGCAAAACAAAGAAAACGGAUGUUCUAGCUUGCCCACUCCAGCGUAUUUGUAUGGUUCUGCUCCUUCUGGAAAAGUCCUGGUCUAUGGUGUGUGACAGGUGUUCUGGCCUGCACGCCGAUCGAUAG
This is a messenger RNA of Dibothriocephalus latus, 720 nucleotides long. The record is from the annotation of a GenBank genome assembly. Lineage: Eukaryota; Metazoa; Platyhelminthes; Cestoda; Diphyllobothriidea; Diphyllobothriidae.